Molecule: messenger RNA, 558 nt
Organism: Lactuca virosa
Lineage: Eukaryota; Viridiplantae; Streptophyta; Magnoliopsida; Asterales; Asteraceae
Source: the annotation of a GenBank genome assembly
AUGCAACUGAUAGUAAUAUGCGAUGUUAAACACACGUUCCAGAGCAGCCUCAUCGUCUUCAUCGCUGUAGGAGCAGUAGCUGCAACAGCAUUUUAUUACGUCAACAUGGAUGAACAAGGCACGACUCUCACAGUAGUUCAAAGUCGUAAUGUCUAUGAUUCACUGGAUGGCUGUGAUUUUUUCUCCGGAAAAUGGGUCCAUGACAACGAUUCAUACCCUCUAUACGAAGAACUCCAAUGUCCAUACAUUACUGGUGACUUUGCGUGUCAACAACAUGGUAGAAUGGAUUCCAAGUAUCAACAAUGGAGAUGGCAACCUCAUGCUUGUAACCUUCCAAGGUUUGAUGCCAAAGAAGUUCUUGAGAGGCUGAGGGGGAAAAGGGUAGUUUUCGUUGGAGAUUCGGUAAAUAGAAACCAGUGGGUGUCAAUGGUAUGUAUGCUUCAGACUGUCAUCCCUCCUGAGCUCAGGGAGAUGCGCAAAAUUCGUCAUGUGUCCUUACGCACCUUCAAGGCACUUGUGAGUAUAUCCAUACUUCAUUGUUAUUGGUGGAUAGAUUGA